This is a messenger RNA of Perca flavescens (yellow perch), 2976 nucleotides long. RefSeq names its product growth factor receptor-bound protein 2b (gene grb2b). Gene Ontology annotation, molecular function: protein binding. The coding region runs from base 352 to 1005 and encodes 217 amino acids. NCBI's taxonomy places the organism in Eukaryota, Metazoa, Chordata, Actinopteri, Perciformes, Percidae. The transcript has 6 exons. The record is from RefSeq and is a predicted model, not a curated record.
AUAAACGUCGCAAACCUUAUGCUAGUAGCGAUCCCUCAGACGGGCUGUUUGAGCGACAUCAGGCAUAACGUUACAUCGGUUGUUGCCUCUUAAGGGGAAGCAGCGGUUGGAUAAAUCCCACUAUAUGGUUUUAGUUUGUUACGGUGGCAGCAUCGAAACGGAAUAUCUCGAGUGGAACGUUCCUGUAACCUUUAUGUGAGGUCCAAGCCCUAAAGGAGCGGGUCAUAGACGGGAGGAGAGACUCGGAGCAAAAGCAUCUGGCCGCAGAAGCCUGGAUACGUGUUUUUAUUUUUUGUUCAGCCCCCGAAACACAACAACAACCAAGCCGUUUUCCAGCACGCAACAACCACCAUGGAGGCCAUUGCCAAAUACGAUUUCAACGCCACUGCUGAUGAUGAGCUUAGUUUCAAACGUGGCGAAGUCCUCAAGGUAUUAAAUGAAGAGUGUGAUCAGAACUGGUACAAGGCAGAGCUAAACGGAAAAGAUGGCUUCAUUCCCAAGAAUUACAUAGAGAUGAAAGCCCAUCCGUGGUUCUUCGGGAAGAUUCCCCGGGCCAAAGCAGAGGAGAUGCUAAACAAACAGAGGCACGACGGGGCCUUCCUCAUCAGAGAGAGCGAGAGCGCACCAGGAGACUUCUCCCUCUCUGUGAAGUUUGGAAAUGACGUCCAGCACUUCAAGGUUCUUCGUGACGGGGCUGGAAAGUAUUUCCUAUGGGUGGUGAAGUUCAACUCCCUCAACGAGCUGGUGGACUACCACCGCUCCACCUCAGUCUCUCGCAAUCAACAGAUCUUUCUGCGAGACAUAGAGCAGGUCCCCCAGCAUCCCACAUAUGUGCAGGCGCUCUUUGACUUUGACCCCCAGGAGGAAGGAGAGCUGGGUUUCCGACGCGGAGACUUCAUCCAGGUCCUGGACAACUCUGACCCCAACUGGUGGAAAGGAGGCUGCCACGGUCAAACGGGCAUGUUCCCCCGCAACUACGUCACGCCUGUCAAUCGGAACAUGUAAAACAGUCUGACCAUGUAAACCACAACAGCAACAACAGCAACCUAUCACCACCACCACCACCACCACCAUCAUCAUCAUCAUCAUCGUUCUCGAUCUCAUCAGCCCCCAUCCAAGCCCCCAACCACCCCUCUUCGCCAUCCCACGAUAACAGGAGCAGACAGGAAGAAUGCAAACAACUGAAAAAAGAGAGAUAAAACAGGAGUAGUGCUGCCGUAGGCGUCGCUGAGUGGGUGGCAGCUGAGCAAAAUCAACUUUUUUACUUGUGCAGAAUGUUCACCUCCCCAGUGAACGCCUCGGCGAGGACUGAACUGUCUUUGAGGGAAAUCUAAAUGCAGAGAAACUAAAGAGUAGUGAACCAUCCCGCGAAGAUAACCAAACAAUUCUACCGCUACCACAGCUGCUUCUGUCUUCUCCUUAACUUCUUAACAUUCUGCCUUCCUUUUGUGUUUGUUUCUUUUUCUUUGCCGCAUGUUGUUUUAAUCGCCUAAAAUGAAAUGCCUACCGAUUAAAUCCUAACUCUGUUUUAAAGAAGUAAAAAAGAAAAAAAGAUCAAAAAUGUAAAAAAAGAAAUGGUUUUAAAAAAUGUACAAAAAAGAAGAGAGAGAGAGAGAGAGAGAGAGAGAGGAAAAAAAUGCAAUCUACUAUACAGCAAGUUUCCAUGUCUGAGAUCAUUGGCACCUGAGCAUUGUACAUCAGCCAUCGGCUGUAUAAAUAAAUCGACUAUAGAGAGAAUCCAUUUUUUAAGAAUAUAUAUAUUAUAUAUUUGUAUGUGUUUUGUCUGUUUCACCUCUCAUCACAAAUUGUAUUUUUUUUUUUUUUCAUUUGUAAAUUAUGUUAAAUCUUUUGUUAGUCUGGAUAAGACCUAGUAGUUUUAGGAUGUGCUAAAUUGUCAGUUUUUUGUUUUUUCUGAAUCUAUCUGAGGGCUCUCAGAUAAUACAGCGUGAUAUUUAAGGGGUGAUAAAUUCCAUUUAAAAGGUUUCUCUUGUCUAGAUCGCAAGGAAAGUGACGUUAGUUCUCUGAGAAGAAACUAACCCUGUCAGGAAGCCAAUGUUGACCAGCAAGUAGAGCCAUGAAUGCUGCAAGAAGCUGUUGUAUUACAAAGCCCUGUAUAAAAGGUCAGACACCUUUUCAAAAGCCAAUGUAUUUAUUGCAGCCAUUUUACUUGGGCAGUGAAUGUAGCUGACUUGAGUCCACAGACAUUAACAUGAGGGAAGCAAGGUCGGAGAACUGAACUACACAAACCAUGCAAGCGACCUUUUUUUUUUAAGACAUGCUGAGACAGUGAUGAUGUCGAUAUUCAUUCAAGCGAGUGGCGUAUGAGGAUAUGUACAGGUAGUUCACGUGCAUAUUCACAAACAUUUGUUACACGCAUGCAUACGCAAGACGCUCUCCUCCUUGUUAUACCUGCACGUAGCAAAGAGGCGGAGUUUUGGAUAAUCACAUUGUGUAAUCACCAGUGCUGAUCCGCAGCUGGCACAGUAAACAGUCCAGAAAACUGAGAGAUUGUCUUUUAUGCUACAAGUUGAGAGAUCAGCUUCAAUGAUGUAAAAGUGUUUUUUUUUUUUUUCUCCUUUUGUCCAAUGUGGCGUGUUGUCAAGCACUUUUUUUUUUUUUUUUUUUUUUUUUUUUUGUCAAAAAUUUGGUUUCUGGUCCUGUGUGUAUGUGUUUCUGUUACUGGCUUCUGUUUUCUUGUUCUCUCUGGAUAGUGCCUUUCUCUCUGGUGUUUCAGUGUCUCCGACCUGCUACUUUUUGCCCCCCCUCCCCUUUAUGGGGGCCUGCCAGUCUUGCAGUGAGAAACGGUGUACAUAAUCCAACCUGUCCUAUCCAACGAUGCCCAGCCUCCCCUUUCCCCGCCUCCUACAUCAACCCGCCUUCACCUUUUAUCCUCACCAACAUGGAACUCUUCUUAUUUAAGUGUCUCUCGCCUUGUCUUACCUAAUGAUCCUGUUUUUGCUCGUUUUUUUUUAUUUG